GCAUGAAGAAAUUAUCAAAAUAAGAAUUUUAUGUUUUUUAUCUUAAAAUAAAAGUACAAUGCUAACAAUAUUAAUAUAUAAUAUCAAAAAAUAUAUACAAACUCUUGUCUCAUUUUCGUUGGGUAUCCAGUUUGACGUCCAUGCGAGGCUUCUCGUUUGGGCCAAUAGCGUUCAAGAUUUCUUUAUGGGCCUUGACAAUCGGGGCCCUAAUUUAUCCGGUGAUUUCCGCCUCCCGGCGCACACUGCGAAGCUCACGUCUCCGGUCACUAGACGACCGUGGAAUCAGUCUCGGACAGCAGCAGGAGAUCAUUCAUCUGGGCUGUGUCAUGGAAGCGGAGGAGGAUCAGUCCGUCUUGAUGGUCGACGAGAUCUGCGAGAACGGCGGCGCAGUUACCGAGGACGGCGCCAAUAGGCAGCGUCUGAUCAUCAGCGGCGACCAGAUUGACGUCGAGGCCUACGCUUCCCUGUACAGCGGUCGCACGAAGAUCAUGCGCUUGCUUUUCGUCGCUGACCGGUGCAACAACGCCACGAUGCAAUUGGAUGCUCUGAGGAUGGCGUACGAGGAGAUUAAGAAGGGCGAGAACACGCAGCUGUUCAGAGAAGUUGUCCAGAGGAUUAAUGGGCGUUUGGGUCCGAAUUACGGGAUGGAUACCGCGUGGGCAUAUACUGUAGACCACCGGGCCGAGCAAAGAAAGGAUAGGCUGGAGAACGAGCUUAAUGCGUAUAGGACCAAUCUGAUCAAAGAGAGCAUUAGGAUGGGAUACAACGAUUUAGGAGAUUUCUAUUAUGCUCAUGGGCAACUUGGGGAUGCUUUGAAGAAUUAUGUCCGGACGCGCGAUUACUGCACAACAUCAAAACAUAUAAUUCACAUGUGUUUGAAUGCUAUUCUCGUCAGCAUUGAGAUGGGUCAAUUUUCCCAUGUUUUGAGCUAUGUCACAAAAGCUGAGCAAGGUCAUGAUUCAUCAUUAGAUGAUAUUACAGCUGCUAAACUUUGUUGUGCUGCCGGUUUGGCUUACUUAGAGGCUAAAAAGUAUAAGCUUGCUGCUCGUAAGUUUCUGGAUGUUGGCCACGAUUUACUGAGUAAUUACAAUGAAGUAAUUGCACCUCAAGAUGUUGCAACAUACGGUGCCCUUUGUGCACUCGCAAGUUUCGAUCGAUCAGAGUUGAAGAGCAAAGUCAUAGACAAUGUGAACUUCAGGAAUUUUCUAGAGUUGGUGCCUGAGAUUCGAGAACUUAUCCAGGAUUUCUACACAAGCCGAUAUGCUUCUUGUCUUGGGUAUCUAGAAAACCUGAAAACAAACCUAUUGCUUGAUAUCCAUUUGCAUGACCACGUGGAGACACUGUACAAUAAAAUCCGUAACAAAGCUCUCAUCCAGUACACUCAUCCCUUUGUCUCUGUUGAUCUGCACAUGAUGGCCAAUGCUUUUAAGACCACUGUGGCUGGGUUGGAGAAGGAACUUGAAGCUUUGAUUACCCACAACGAAAUACAGGCUCGGAUUGAUUCCCACAACAAGAUUCUAUAUGCAAGGCAUGCUGAUCUGAGAAAUGCAACCUUCCAGAGGGUGCUGCAGACUGGUAAGGAAUUCGAUCGAGAUAUGAAAGCUUUGCUUUUGAGAGCGAGCCUUUUGAAGCACGAGCACAACAACAAAUUACCAAGAAAACAUACCGGCAGCUUGUGAGUUGUGGGAUCCCUACUAGGAUUGUAGCUGCUGAGGCUUCAUGUUUGCUCAAGUUAAUGUUCAUAGAAAAAUUUAAGAAUAUAUAUAUUUUUUUCAAAAAAAUCUUUAAAAAUUUAUAAUAAAUCUUAAGAAACCUU
Cuscuta campestris is the source of this 1816-nucleotide messenger RNA. Lineage: Eukaryota; Viridiplantae; Streptophyta; Magnoliopsida; Solanales; Convolvulaceae. The record is from the annotation of a GenBank genome assembly.